Messenger RNA from Paramecium primaurelia, 705 nucleotides. The record is from the annotation of a GenBank genome assembly. Lineage: Eukaryota; Ciliophora; Oligohymenophorea; Peniculida; Parameciidae.
AUGAGUGAUCAAUAUAAAAAUGACAUUGAUCGAAUUUAGAAACUAAUUGUAUCUAUUAAAACUGAUAUCAAUAAAAGAGAAUAAAAAAAGAAAGCAGGUUAAUAGUUUACCAUAAUUGAGGGUGAAAUUAGAGGUCAAUUAACAAAUUUGGGUACUAAUCUACUUAAAGAAUUUAAGAUCGUGAAUUAGUGCUCUUAGGUGAUCUGAUGAAACUUUAAGAGAAUACCUUGAUGCAGAAAGAAUAAGAGAAGCGUAGGAAUUAAUUAUAAGAGUUUAAGAAUUAAAGGGACUUAAUCUCUGAGCAAUUUAAGAAAGCUGUUCUUGAAACAAAAUAAGAAUAAUAAAUAGCUCCAAAAUAAUUGGCUGAAUUAAGCAAUAUGACAAAUAAAGAACUUUUCAAAAAUCAAAAGGAUCUAUAAUAAGAAUAAGAUAAAUUAUUAGAUUCGACCAAUGAACAAGUAAUUUUUUAUAUUAAUCUUUAAGGCAAUCGUUUUAAAGUAUUAAGGAUAGAAUAUAAAUCAAACAAUUAACCAAUAAAUUAUAGACCUUAAUAAAUUAAAUGAUGAUGUAGAUAAAACCAAUAAAAAUAUGACAUUCGUUAAUUCAAAAUUUGCAUCAAUAAUCUAAAAGUCUUCAAAUUGUUGGCUCAUAAUAAUAAUUGUGAUUGAAAUAGUUUUGCUCCUCUGUUUUAUCCUUUUCCUUUGA